AUGGAUGGAAUGAUUAUUCCCAUGUGGAAUGAAAUGGUGAUUGCAAAGGAAAUGGUUAUUCCUAAGAGCAAAAUAUACCAAGCAAAAGAAUGGAAUGGAGGAGAUGCAAAAGUGAGAUGCAUAGAGAGGGAGAGAGAAGCUCUUCUAAGCUUCAAAAAUGGCCUCAUCGACGAGGAUGGUAUUCUCUCAUCGUGGAAAAGCAACGAAUGCUGCGAAUGGCACGGUGUUGAGUGCAGCAACACCACUGGCCAUAUCAUCACCCUCAAAUGUGAGUUUUGUGGAUUGCAAGGCGAGUUAGGGAACCUUACCAACCUACGCUCACUUGACCUUAGUGGUACCGGUAUUAGGAACAUCCCUCCUCAGUUGUGGAACCUUACCAACUUACGCUCACUUGAUCUCGGGCAUAAUUCUUUGAACUCUGAGUCUCUUUCUCUUUCUAUACAUGGUUUUGUAUUGGAAUCACUCGAAAUACUAGACUUGUCUGAGAAUCAACUCAAUGGAUUGAUGUUUGACCUUAGAGCAUUUCCUUCAUUGACAAACCUGUUUCUUAUGGGAAAUAACUUGACUGGAUCCAUUCCUGUAAGCAUUGGUCAACUAUCCAAUCUUCAAGAUCUAUAUCUUGAUUCCAAUUCUUUGGAAGGUAAGGAAUCAGAAUACAAGAAAAAUCUUGGGCUUCUCAAAGUCAUUGAUUUAUCAAGCAAUAGAUUGAUUGGGAGCAUUCCCGAAUCAUUUUCCAAUAUGAGGAAUUUAAAUUCCUUGAAUCUAUCAAGAAAUAGUUUGAUGGGAUAUAUAAUUCCAGAUAUUGGUAAAAUGGAGAUGCUAGAUUCUCUUGAUCUAUCUCAUAACCGACUCUCGGGCAAGAUACCUUCAAGUCUGGCAGAAAUAUACACUCUUGGUGUUCUUGAUUUGUCGAACAACAAGUUGUUUGGAAAAAUUCCGACGGGUACUCAACUUCAGAGCUUCAAUGCAUCGUCUUAUGCCGGGAAUGAUGGACUCUGCGGCGAACCUCUGCAGAAGUGCACUGAAAGGCCAUCUACCACUAAUCCGGUGGAAAACAUGAAUGAGAAAGACGGCAACAACUUUUCAUUUAUGCAAGAAGUUGGGAUAUCAAUGGGCUUUGGUUUUAUCUUUGGAUUUUGGGGAGUUAUUGGUUCAUUCAUAUUGAAGAAAUCAAGGAGAAUAGCAUUCUUCAACUUGUUUGAUGCUGCUGGACAUUGGUUCUACGUCAGGAUUGCUGUAAAAGCGAUCAAAUUUGUUGUUGUUGUUCUCUCCUGUUUGUUUGUAUCAGGAGAUGCAAAAGUAAAAGUGAGAUGCAUAGAGAGUGAGAGGGAAGCUCUUCUAUCCUUCAAGAAUGGCCUCAUCGAUAAGAUUGGUAUUCUCUCGUCUUGGGAAAGCGAAGAAUGCUGCAAAUGGCACGGUGUGGAGUGUAGCAACACCACUGGCCAUGUUAUCACCCUCAAGAUUGAUGGUGCGGUUGAUAUGGAUUAUGAUGGUGGAUUGCAAGGUGAGGUUCGUUCUUCAUUGCUUGAGUUGCAUCAUUUAAACUAUCUUGACCUUAGUCGAAUCAAUUUUGGAGACAUUCCAAUCCCAGAAUUCAUUGGUUCCAUGAAACAUUUACAACACUUGUUGCUUCAUCAAACUAACUUUUCUGGGAUUGUUCCUCUUCAGUUUAGAAACCUUACAAACCUACGCACACUUGAUCUCAGUGCGAAUGAUUUUGGAGGCUUUCCUAUCCCGGAAUUCGUUGGUUCCAUGAAACAAUUACAACACUUGUCUCUUAGCAGUAGUAAAUUUUCUGGGGUCAUUCCUCCUCAGUUAAGGAACCUUACCAACCUACGCACACUUGACCUUAGUGUGAAUGAUUUUGGAGGCAUUCCUAUCCCAGAAUUCAUUGGCUCCAUGAAACAAUUACAACACUUGUAUCUUAGUAGUUCUAACUUUUCUAGGAGUAUUCCUACUCAGUAUGGGAACCUUACCAACCUACGCACACUCGAUCUCUCGCAAAAUUCUUUGAGUUCCAUAUCUCCUUUUAUGUUUGGUUCCGUAUUUGGAUCACUCGAAACAUUGCUCUUGUCUGAUAAUCAAUUCACGGGUUUAAUGCCAAGCUUGAGAGCGUUUCCUUCAUUGAUAGAAUUGGACCUUUCAUAUAAUAACUUUACAGACUCCAUUCCUCUAAGUAUUGGCCAACUCUCCAAGCUUCAACAUCUAGAUCUUUCUCAUAAUUCUUUGGAAGUACAUCUUGACAUUUCAAAUAAUCAGUUGGCGGGAGAGGUUCCCGACUGCUGGGAGAAAUUGCCGAACUUGCACACCCUUAAUCUGGCUAACAACAGUCUUUCUGGUGAAAUCCCUCCCUCUUUCAGCAGUUUACAAAAAUUAAAUAGACUCCAAAUGCAUGGUAAUAAUUUAUCUGGUGAGUUGCCUUACAAUUUGAGCCUUUGCCAACAAUUGUUAUCCAUUGAUGUCGGAGGGAACAAGUUAACAGGAAAGAUCCCCUCUUGGAUUGGCCAGUUGUAUGGAGUGUUCUUUCUAAACCUUCGUGGAAAUAAAUUGCAUGGCAGUAUCCCUCCCGAGAUAUGCAAUCUUACUAAUAUUCAAGUUCUGGAUUUAUCGAUAAACAAUCUGUCUUCGGUAAUACCUGAUUGCUUUGACAAUUUUACAUUCUUGAAUAGGUCGAAAAAUAUGCCUUUCAUUAUACCUAGUUUUGGUCAAAGCUCCGUACAUGAAAACGGAUUUUCAUCGUUUCAAUGGAAAGGUCAGGAAUUUGAAUAUAAUCGGGGUAAUAUAGUGCUUCUCAAACUCAUUGAUUUUUCAAGCAAUGGAUUGACCGGGAACAUCCCCAAAUCGUUUUCUACUAUGAGGGGAUUGAGAUCCUUGAAUCUAUCUAGAAAUAGUUUGACGGGCUAUAUAAUUCCAGAUAUUGGUAAAAUGGAGUUGCUAGACUCUCUUGAUCUUUCUCACAACCAACUCGCUGGCCAAAUACCUACAAGUUUGGCAGAAAUAGACACUCUUGGUGUUCUUGAUUUGUCGAACAACAAUUUGUCUGGAAAAAUUCCAACGGGUACUCAACUUCAGAGCUUCAACACAUCGGCUUAUGCUGAUAAUGAUGGACUAUGUGGUGACCCUCUACCAAAGUGCCCCGAUGAAUCAAGUUUCUAA
Molecule: messenger RNA, 3156 nt
Organism: Salvia hispanica
Lineage: Eukaryota; Viridiplantae; Streptophyta; Magnoliopsida; Lamiales; Lamiaceae
Source: RefSeq, a predicted model, not a curated record